Molecule: messenger RNA, 2882 nt
Organism: Bufo gargarizans (Asiatic toad)
Lineage: Eukaryota; Metazoa; Chordata; Amphibia; Anura; Bufonidae
Product: cytochrome P450 27C1
Exons: 9
Coding region: 2-1519 (505 amino acids)
Biological process (GO): cholesterol metabolic process; glucocorticoid biosynthetic process; cortisol metabolic process
Cellular component (GO): mitochondrial inner membrane
Molecular function (GO): oxidoreductase activity, acting on paired donors, with incorporation or reduction of molecular oxygen; monooxygenase activity; iron ion binding
Source: RefSeq, a predicted model, not a curated record
GAUGGAAGUUGUGGGGCUCUGCAGGAGGGGGGUGCAUAGGUCCCCCAAUCUCUGGGGCGCAGGGCAGGCUGUCAGGGAGAUGGCGGAGGGGGUGAGGAGUCUGAAGGAGAUGCCAGGACCCAGCACCAUCACCAACCUGGUGGAGUUCUUCUGGAGAGACGGGUUCAGCCGCAUCCAUGAGAUCCAGCGAAAGCACAUCCGUGAAUAUGGCCGAAUCUUCAAGUCGCACUUUGGUCCUCAGUUUGUGGUGUCGAUUGCAGACAGAGACAUGGUUGCUCAGGUUCUACGGGCCGAAAGAGACGCUCCUCAGAGAGCCAACAUGGAGUCCUGGCAAGAAUAUAGGGACAUGAGAGGACGAUCCACCGGUCUUAUAUCUGCGGAAGGUAAGAAGUGGCUCGCCAUGCGCAGCGUUCUACGUCAGAAAAUCCUGAAGCCCAGAGACGUGGCCGUAUAUUCCGGGGAAAUCAAUGAAGUGGUCCACGACUUAAUCAAGAGGAUCCACUUCCUACGAUCUCAAGAAGAUGAUGGUGAAACUGUGACCAACGUCAAUGACCUCUACUUCAAAUACUCUAUGGAAGCUGUGGCCACCAUAUUGUACGAGUGCCGGCUCGGCUGCCUGAAUCAGCACGUUCCCAAGCAGACCCUGGAGUACAUCGAAGCCCUGGAGCUCAUGUUCAGCAUGUUUAAGACCACGAUGUACGCCGGCGCCAUACCUAAGUGGUUGCGUCCAUUCAUCCCCAAACCCUGGGAGGAGUUCUGUCGCUCCUGGGACGGCCUCUUCAGAUUUAGUCAGAUCCACGUGGAUAACAAGCUGAGGGAGAUUGAAUCCCAGCUCGAGAAGGGGGAGGAGGUUAAAGGGGGGCUCCUGACGUCACUACUGAUCAGUAAGGAGCUAUCUGUGGAGGAGCUCUACGCCAACAUGACCGAGAUGCUCCUUGCUGGAGUCGAUACGACCUCAUUUACACUCUCUUGGGCGACCUACCUACUGGCCAAAAACCCUAGUGUCCAGCAGACCGUUUAUGAUGAAAUUGUCCAGAAAGUAGGGAAGGACGUGGUGCCCACCGCAGAGGACGUCCCCAGGGUGCCACUCGUGAGAGCCGUGCUGAAGGAGACCCUCAGAUUAUUUCCAGUUUUACCAGGGAAUGGCAGAGUGACCCAGGACGAUCUGGUGAUCGGAGGAUAUUUGAUCCCUAAAGGAACCCAGCUGGCGUUGUGCCACUAUUCCACCUCGUAUGAUGAGGACUGCUUCUCUGCGGCAGAAGAAUUCCGGCCCAGUCGCUGGUUGCGGCACGGACACCUGGACAAAGUCGAGAACUUUGGCUCCAUUCCAUUUGGCUAUGGAAUCCGCAGCUGCAUCGGGAAGAGAAUCGCGGAACUGGAGAUUCACCUGGCGCUUAUACAGCUCCUUCAGAAAUUUGAGAUCAAGACGUCACCGAAGACUCAAAGUGUCCUUCCAAAAACACACGGACUGCUCUGCCCAGUGGGCGCCAUCAAUGUAUGUUAUGUGGACCGUAAGUGACGGAGGUGCGAUCUCAAGCCACUGAAGGACUACAACCCCUAUUGGGAGAAUUUAUGAAUUCCAGACUUGGGAUUUUUAAGCGGCGGAGCGUUUGAUGUGAAGGAGAUUGUGACAGACGUUCUUUCUUGCACUUUCCUUGUACUGUACGAAGUAACCAAGAAAUCUGCCCCAAGACAGGAAAUGGAAGGGACGACUUCCCAAAUUGCCUCCCCCUAGUUUAUUGGGCCCCAGGACAUCUUGGCAUCAUCUGAUGUGGCAGAUUAUGGUACAGAACAUUUUGGCAUCAUUUUAGUUUAUAAUAGAUUUUAAUUUUUCUUGGAUUUUCCUCUAAAUUAAAUGUUCUGCAAAUUUCUAAUAGACUUUGAUUUUCAAUUCCACACUAUUGUCAACAUCUCUGCUGUCGGUCAUUGAGUAGGAACCUUCUACUUGCACAAACUCCACCCUGCUCACACAGCUGAGGGCUUGUUACAAUUGUAUCCAGUUUAGUCCAGUGUAUCAGUCUGGGGUCCAUAGAGGAUUUCUGACACUGGAUACAAUUGGACAAAGCCUCUCGGCUGUGACUAGUAUUCAGCCUAUGAUAAAGUUAAUGUUCCAUUCAGUGACAGCAAGUGGGCAUGGAUCUGAAACAUGGUUUUAUUAGAAAGUUUCACAUCUCUUUCAUAUACAAGAAUGAAGCCUUAGCUCUACACGAGCAGAAGACCUGAUUCCCUACAUUGACUUAGUAACUAGAAAUUCUUAAGUCGCCCGUUGUCUCAAGUUAUUAAUUUCCUAUCCAGCCCUUGAUACAUCGAUUUCAAUGUCACCUGGAUUUACUAUAGAAUCCUGAGUCAGGAAUUUGGGAAAGCUGGGUGUCCUGAAUCUGUGGUAUCGUGUAGUGUGACCAGUAAAUAAAUAAAUGGGAAGUUCUGCGACUUUUUGAUACUUUGUUGCAAUUCUUCACAUUUUAUGAGAUCUUGGCUUUCUGACAGGUAAUGAAACCAUGUAUGUUUAUUAAACCCCUACAGACCCUAUUGCUUCUCACAGCUGAGGGUUUGUCUCAGUUUAUACAGUAUCGAUGUUGUCAGCCUGGAGCGUUUUCUAGAUUGGACACAGUUGUGGCAAACGCUGCGAGAAGCUUUACAGUAUGUUUGCAAGGAGGAUUUUGGACACUGGUUUCAGUGCGUAAAACUGGGCCGAAUCUGUGCUGAAACCGUCUCCCAUUGUUUUCAGUAGGAGGCCGCGCUGCAGCUCAUACGGCCAAGGAUUUUCAAAAUCACGACAAGACUGUACAGGUCCAUUCUUGGCACAGUUACCGCGUGGAUCCUCACAAAGCCGCGGCGGGAGCCUGCUCGUGGUUUAGUUCCAUUCAAUGGGGGGGUGGAUG